Molecule: messenger RNA, 1185 nt
Organism: Drechmeria coniospora
Lineage: Eukaryota; Fungi; Ascomycota; Sordariomycetes; Hypocreales; Ophiocordycipitaceae
Exons: 6
Coding region: 1-1185 (394 amino acids)
Biological process (GO): signal transduction; protein phosphorylation
Cellular component (GO): cytoplasm
Molecular function (GO): protein serine/threonine/tyrosine kinase activity; protein serine/threonine kinase activity; ATP binding
Source: RefSeq, a predicted model, not a curated record
AUGUCAUCUCAUCGGCCGAACGCGUUCAAUAGCUUGAGAAUGGGCGAGGUGAUCCGUGAAAAAGUGCAGGACGGAAUCACGGGCGAAACCAGAGACCUGCAGUACACGCAAUGCAAGAUUGUGGGCAAUGGCUCCUUCGGCGUCGUCUUCCAGACCAAGCUGUCGCCCUCGGGUGAGGACGCCGCCAUCAAGCGUGUUCUGCAAGACAAGAGAUUCAAGAACCGCGAGCUGCAAAUCAUGCGCAUCGUCCGACACCCCAACAUCGUGCAGCUCAAGGCCUUCUACUACUCCAACGGCGAGCGCAAGGACGAAGUCUACCUCAACCUCGUCCAGGAGUUCGUUCCCGAGACCGUCUACCGGGCCUCGCGAUUCUUCAACAAGAUGAAGACGACGAUGCCCAUCCUCGAGGUGAAGCUGUACAUAUACCAACUCUUCCGCGCCCUCGCCUACAUCCACUCCCAAGGCAUCUGCCAUCGCGACAUCAAGCCCCAGAACCUCCUGCUGGAUCCCAACAGCGGCAUCCUGAAGCUCUGCGACUUCGGGAGCGCCAAGAUCCUCGUGGAGAACGAGCCGAACGUGUCGUACAUCUGCUCCCGGUACUACCGCGCCCCGGAGCUCAUCUUUGGCGCCACCAACUACACCACCAAGAUUGAUGUCUGGUCGACGGGCUGCGUCAUGGCCGAGCUCAUGCUCGGACAACCCUUGUUUCCCGGCGAGUCGGGCAUCGACCAGCUCGUCGAGAUCAUCAAGGUUCUCGGCACGCCCACGCGGGAGCAGAUCCGCACCAUGAACCCCAACUACAUGGAGCACAAGUUCCCGCAGAUCAAGCCUCACCCGUUCAACAAGGUCUUCCGCAAGGCCGACGCCAACGCCAUCGACCUCAUCGCCGGCCUGCUCGAGUACACGCCGACGGAGAGGCAGUCGGCCAUCGACGCCAUGAUCCACCCCUUCUUCGACGAGCUCCGCGACCCCGGCACGAAGCUUCCGGAUUCGAGACACGGCUCCGGCCAGCUUCGCGACCUGCCCGACCUCUUUGACUUUUCCCGCCACGAACUUUCCAUCGCGCCGAAUCUGAACGCCCAACUGGUUCCCGCCCACAUGAAGUCCGUCUUGGCCUCGCGUGGUCUUGACAUCGACAACUUCUCGCCCAUGUCGAAGCAGGACAUGAUGGCCAAGUUGGACUGA